Messenger RNA from Stegodyphus dumicola, 446 nucleotides. Its product is annotated as Parkinson disease protein 7 homolog. Gene Ontology annotation, cellular component: cytoplasm; nucleus; mitochondrion. Gene Ontology annotation, biological process: response to oxidative stress; glycolate biosynthetic process; glyoxal metabolic process. NCBI's taxonomy places the organism in Eukaryota, Metazoa, Arthropoda, Arachnida, Araneae, Eresidae. The record is from RefSeq and is a predicted model, not a curated record.
ACUUCAUGUGGCAGUUCAUAGUAAGUUCGCGGUGGUAUUCUCUGAAUGCUGAGAUCUUAAUUUCUAGCAGCAUUAAGAGUGCAUGCAACUAUUUAGAGUUUCCUAUAAUUUAAUCCGUAGUUCUUUAAAAAUGUCUAAAACUGCAUUACUUAUAUUAUCGGAAGGAGCCGAAGAAAUGGAAGCUGUUAUUUCAGCUGAUGUUCUUCGAAGAGCCGGUAUUAAAGUUACAAUUGCUGGCUUGCAAGGGGCUGUUCCAACGAAAUGUAGCAGAGAUGUUGUCAUUGUUCCUGAUAUAAGCAUUCAGGAUGCUACAAAAGAAAAUUAUGAUGUGGUCAUUUUACCUGGAGGGCUGAAGGGUGCAGAAAGUUUAGCACAGAGUGACAUCGUUAAAGGCAUUCUUCAGUCCCAAGAAAAAAAUGGACGUUUAAUUGCCGCAAUUUGUGCAG